This is a messenger RNA of Glarea lozoyensis ATCC 20868, 1200 nucleotides long. Its product is annotated as 6-phosphogluconate dehydrogenase C-terminal. Bases 1 to 1200 code for a protein of 399 amino acids. Gene Ontology annotation, biological process: L-valine biosynthetic process. Gene Ontology annotation, molecular function: ketol-acid reductoisomerase activity. Gene Ontology annotation, cellular component: mitochondrion. NCBI's taxonomy places the organism in Eukaryota, Fungi, Ascomycota, Leotiomycetes, Helotiales, Helotiaceae. The transcript is spliced from 5 exons. The record is from RefSeq and is a predicted model, not a curated record.
AUGGCAUCCCGCACUUUCUCCCGCGCCGUUCGCUCGCCGCUGCUCAAACAGCUCAGCGCCCCGGCCCGCCGCACUUUCGUCUCUGCUAUCAAUGCCUCUGCCAGACCGGCUGCUCGUGCUGCUGUUGCGUCUGCUCAGCAGGUUCGUGGUGUCAAGACCAUUGACUUUGCUGGUGUUAAGGAGGAUGUUUACGAAAGAGCCGACUGGCCAGCCCAGAAACUCCAGGACUACUUCAAAGAUGAUGUGAUGGCUAUUAUCGGAUACGGAUCGCAGGGCCAUGCUCAAUCGCUGAACAUGCGUGAUCAGGGCCUCAAUGUUGUCGUGGGUGUGCGCAAAAAUGGUCAGUCGUGGAAGGAUGCUCAAGAGGAUGGGUGGGUGCCAGGAAAGAACCUCUUUGAGGUUGAUGAGGCAAUCUCUAAGGGUACGAUUAUUAUGAACUUGCUCUCGGAUGCGGCGCAGAGUGAGACUUGGCCGGCUAUUAAGCCGCAGAUCACUAAGGGAAAGACUUUGUACUUCUCCCACGGUUUCUCUCCGGUUUUCAAGGACCAGACCAAAGUUGAUAUCCCAUCCGAUGUCGAUGUUAUCCUCGUCGCUCCAAAGGGCUCUGGUCGUACCGUCCGAACUCUCUUCAAGGAGGGUCGUGGUAUCAACUCUUCCAUUGCCGUCUUCCAAGAUGUCACUGGUAAGGCCAAGGAGAAAGCAAUCGGACUCGGUGUCGGUGUCGGAUCUGGUUACCUAUACGAGACAACUUUCGAAAAGGAGGUCUACUCUGAUUUGUACGGUGAGCGUGGUUGCUUGAUGGGUGGUAUCCACGGUAUGUUCCUCGCACAAUACGAGGUUCUCCGUGAGCAAGGACACUCUCCAUCCGAGGCCUUCAAUGAGACCGUCGAGGAGGCCACCCAAUCUUUGUACCCAUUGAUUGGUGCCAAUGGUAUGGAUUGGAUGUACGAGGCUUGCUCCACCACCGCCCGUCGUGGUGCCAUUGACUGGUCUGGCAAGUUCAAGGAUGCUCUCAAGCCUGUAUUCAACGACCUUUACGACUCUGUCAAGACUGGAAAGGAGACUGAGAGAUCUCUUACUUUCAACUCCCAGAAGGAUUAUCGUGAGAAGUAUGAGGCUGAGAUGAAGGAGAUUCGCGAGUUGGAGAUCUGGAGAGCUGGAAAGGCUGUUCGCUCUCUCCGCCCAGAAAACCAAAAGUAG